AUGGGAUCAGCCAAUGGACUUGUAGAAGAGACAGACCCAAAUUUAAUGGAGUAUGCUCUAAAAAAAAGCCUGAUAUCAAGGAACAAGUUGGCAAUUAUUCUAAGGGGUAGCAAUGGUCAGUGUCAGUACUGUUGUGUGGAAUGCCCAGCCAGAUAUGAAGAGAAAGAAAAACUUGAACUGCAUUUAUGUAUGCAUCACAAGGAGUACAGGUUCCUGUGUGGAAUAUGUGGUACUGGAUUAAAGCGCAAAGAGCAUCUAGACAGGCACACAAUGGAACAUCAGCAAGUGAGGCCUCAUGUAUGCCAGACAUGUGGUAAAGGGUUUAAACGCAAAGAACACUUGAACAUACAUCAGAGUAUUCACAAGGAGGACAAGACACAAGUUUGCUCAUUGUGUGAUAGAUCAUUCCAUCGCAAAGACCACUUGCAGAAACAUCUGCAGACACACAGCAAGUUGUUCCUGGAACAGAACAUGUACCCUGUGGCAGAACAAGAGUUGUUGGAAAUCAAAUGUGAAAUCAUGGACGAAUAUGAGAAGCUGGACGCCUCAGUUGAUGAGAUGGAAUGUGCAAGUGAGGACUUGGACUCUAGCGAUGCGUUUUCGGAGUCUGCAGACGUAAAAACUCCGGACGCGUACAACGACAAACCGUACGUCUGUGAAAUAUGCUCAAAGUCAUACAAGAGGAAAGACCAUCUCAAAAUUCACAGCUGGACACAUUUGACGAAGGACAAAAUAUGCACCGAAUGCGGGAAAGGUUUCCACCAGGAGGAUCAUUUGAGAGCGCACAUGCGAGUCUGUAUUCAAGUCCACAUGAAACAGUACCAAGGUAACCAGACAGAAGAGGGGAUGGUCGGCUCCGAGGAAUACGAUCCAAUGUUAGCGCAAGAUCUCUUAGUGGAACGGCGUUCUUUCCAAGAUCUCCACCUGCGACCGCACGAGUGCCCUAUUUGUCAUCGGCGGUUCAAACGGAAGCAGCACCUCAAAGUGCACGCCAAAGUGCACUUGAACGCCAAGAAGAUGGACCACUCCAUCUGGUGCUCCAUGUGCGGUCAAGAGUUCAAGUCAAACGGCGAGUUCGAAGGGCACGAAUGCCCGUACAGUGGUAACCAGAAUGGACCAACAAAUGAAGACGAGCUGGCCCAUUCUACGGACGCACCUCAGGAAGCUAAGAAAGAAAACAACAAGCCAACACAGCCUUCUAUGCCAACAGAGACGAUUGAGUCAGUGGACGGUGCUUCGUACCUGAUGGUUCAUGACGAGAGGGACAUUCCGGUCCCGCAACGCGUGUACGUGUGCCGAUACUGUUCUAAGCCGUUCAAGCGCAAGGAUCACUACAAGAUACACCUCCAUAUACAUACGGGAGUGCGGUCCUUCUUCUGCCAACACUGCGGGAAAGGUUUCUAUCGGAAGGAUCACCUACAGAAGCACGCGCAGAUUCAUGCGCGUGCGCAGCUACAAUCGCGCGCGCCUCCGAAGAAGCAGCUGCCCGGGCUACUGCCGCUUAGUAGCGUGCCCAAGAAGGAAAUCAAACCGGAGAUCACUAUACACGCUCCUUCUAACUCUAAGCUUCGAGUGCCACUGCAGAUCAAAGUGCCCUACCAAGUGGUGCUUUCGAACAGCGACGGCGAACAACGUUCUGUCACCAUAGACCCUCAGAACGGCACCAAACAACACGAAAUAUUCACGUAA
Messenger RNA from Chilo suppressalis (striped riceborer), 1689 nucleotides. The record is from the annotation of a GenBank genome assembly. NCBI's taxonomy places the organism in Eukaryota, Metazoa, Arthropoda, Insecta, Lepidoptera, Crambidae.